Molecule: messenger RNA, 1500 nt
Organism: Penicillium atrosanguineum
Lineage: Eukaryota; Fungi; Ascomycota; Eurotiomycetes; Eurotiales; Aspergillaceae
Product: RXT2 domain-containing protein
Exons: 4
Coding region: 1-1500 (499 amino acids)
Biological process (GO): negative regulation of silent mating-type cassette heterochromatin formation; negative regulation of rDNA heterochromatin formation
Cellular component (GO): Rpd3L complex; cytosol
Source: RefSeq, a predicted model, not a curated record
AUGGCGACUCAAGCGGCGCUAAUCGCCGACACGAUUGUCGGUAUGAAGCGGGCAUUGCGCAGGGAACGCGAUGAUUCGGGACCAGAUGAUUCUAUCGCCCAGCCGACAAACCGCGGCAAUAAGAUGAAGGGAAACGCGAAAUAUGUCCGUGAAGGAGCCAUGGGAUAUAUCAACGCUGAGGAAUUCUACAAAGAGAAGAUCGACCAUGCUGGAUAUACGCGUUUUAUUUUGCAGCGAAAUCCAAUUCGCUAUGACUCCGAAGGCGAUGAACUCGACGAGGAGGAUGAAGAUUCUGAGGCUGACGCCGCCGUCGCCGAAGAGAACCCGUUCUCAGGGAUUGCGCUCGAAACGCUUCUGCGUCCCCUGACGCACCCCUCCGAACUCCCGGUUCAUCCUUCGCUUUCCCAAUCGUACACUUCCCCAGCCCUCGACCAAAUGACGGAGGCAGUCGAGGAAAAGUUGCGCCAGGAGCGGGCUCUUCUUUGGCGAGCCAGAAAUCUUCAUCGGUCUUUUCUUGGAGACGGCGGCUGGAUGCCGUGUGGGCUCCUUGAAACCCUCGACGACCGCUACAUCUUCGAGCCUAAGAUUAUAGGCAAUGGUAAAACUGCUUCUAGCGGCCACCAAGGAUUGAGCGGAUCCGGAACACCGCUGGCUGUUAAUGCCAAUGCACUACAAGAGGACGAGGCGCACACCAACGGACUGGGGAAUGAAAUUCGGGGUACAGAUAAUGAUACGGAGAUGGCCGAGAUUCCGAUGGCCUCUACAGACCAUGCGCCGAACAAUGACGGCCAAGAACACAUCAUGGAGCUCAAGUCAGAAGAGGCGGACGCUAUAGUGACGGAUCUGCCCCCGCAUCCAACUGGUAUGAACGAAGAUAACGAGAAAGCUACUGCAAAUCACGCUGGAGACAAACACGAGAUGGAUACCUCGAAGGAUGGAGAAAAGGCUGAGACUGAAGCACAUCCCGAACAUAUAGAGGGUCAGAGCGAGGACGACAUCGAGCAAGAUGCUGAGAUGCACGAUGGGUCACCUACGCCGCCUCGGCGAAUGACUACUCGUGCCCGAGCCAACGCGAACCAAGAUGCCGGAUCUCCUACGUCUACAGCCGAUACAGCCAGCACCCUUCCAACUCCGCACCCCCUCUUCCUUGUCCCAGAAGGUGUUCGACCCGACGCAAACUUCGGCCUUCCUGCCGCCGAAGCAGAGGAGACCCGCCGUCUGCUGUGGUCCUACAUACAAAAGCAAGAAGAGACGGUGCGUGGCUUCGAGCACAUGCUCGACUCUCUCCUUCGCGCCUGCCACAUGAAGGCCAACGUCUUGGAGUGGUGCAAAGCCGAAGGUCACGUCGGUGAAUUGAGCGACGGCGAAGAUUGGUACGACCGUGAGAAAUGGGGCCUCGGAGAGGGCGAGGAUCUGAAAAAGGGCACUGACGAGGACGAGGUGGAAACCAUUGACGAACGCCAGACAACGGCCAAGCGAGGCCGUGGCCGACGACAAUAG